Messenger RNA from Spinacia oleracea (spinach), 1906 nucleotides. RefSeq names its product F-box only protein 6. The coding region runs from base 206 to 1594 and encodes 462 amino acids. Lineage: Eukaryota; Viridiplantae; Streptophyta; Magnoliopsida; Caryophyllales; Amaranthaceae. Gene Ontology annotation, molecular function: protein binding. The transcript has 2 exons. The record is from RefSeq and is a predicted model, not a curated record.
UACAUUGACGUUGGAUAAAAUUAGGAGUGAGAAAAACAAAUAAACCCAAAAAAGAAGAACAACAAAAAGGCAGAUAAUAAAGCCAACAAAAAUGGAAAAGAAGAAGAAAUUCUUCCCCAGAAUCCUCCUUCUUCUUCUUCAUUGAAGAAGAGGGAAGAAAACCCAGUUUUCUUUUGCCAGCAAAAAUUGUGUAUUAAGAAGGCGUAUGGAAGAAGAAUUUGCCAUGCUAAGGCAGCUUCUUACCCACUUUCAUGAACUCUCUCAAAUUUACGGCUAUAGUACGACACCGUUUCAACCUCAUCCUCUUCUCUUCUCACAAUCUUCCUCUUCAUCCAGAUGCUGUUUCCUUAAUCUUGAUGACAAUCUUGUGGAAGAAAACUGCAAUAGUGUCAUCAUGCCAGCUGAAAAACCCGGGAUUUUAGAAAUGGUCGAUCAUUUCAAGCCACCACCAACCAAGAAACCCCGGAAAGGACGAAAUCGUGGAAAGCAGUCUGAAUUCUCGAAUAAUUCAUCUGAUAACAUGAGUGAGGAACUAUGGAAGGAAUUUCCCGAGGACUUAUUUGAGGCGGUCAUUGCUAAGCUUCCCAUAGCUACAUUCUUCCGUUUCCGUACGGUGUGUCGGAAAUGGAAUGGUUUGCUUACUUCACGGAGUUUCUCAGAACACUGCAGUGAAGUGUCACAGUCCCAACCUUGGUUCUACACCAUAACUCAUGAAAAUGUGAACGCAGGUGCUAUUUAUGAUCCUUCUGCUAAAAAAUGGCGCCACCCCACCAUCCCUCAACUUCCUCCGAAGGUUAUCCUAUUGCCAGUUGCUUCAGUUGGGGGUCUUGUCUGCUUCCUCGAUAUAGGUCAUCGAUUGUUUUACAUAUGCAACCCUUUAACCCAGGUAUGGAAGGAGCUCCCUCCAAGAUCUGUCAAGGUUUGGUCCCGUGUUGCUGUUGGUAUGGUCCAAUAUGGAGAUUCAACCACAACCACACGUGGAUACAAGAUACUAUGGUUCGGCCGUGAUGGUGAGUACGAAAUUUACGACUCUCUGAAGAAUUCUUGGGAACGUCCGGGAAAUUUUCCCUCGGGAAUCAAGCUCCCACUUUCGUUGAAUUUUAGGUCAAACACGGUGUCUAUUGAUGCCACGAUCUACUUCUUGAGGUCCGAACCUGAGGGGGUUGUGUCCUAUGACGUGGUUAGUGGGAUUUGGAAGCAACACCUGAUCCCGAACCCGCCAAACUCGACCGACCACAACCUUGCAGAGUGUGGAGGCCGAAUCUUUCUGGUCGGGUUACUGACAAAGAACGCUGCCACUUGCGUUUGCAUAUGGGAGCUUCAGAAGAUGACGGUGUUGUGGAAGGAGGUUGACAGAAUGCCAAAUGUGUGGUGCUUAGAAUUUUACGGAAAGCACGUGCGGAUGACUUGUUUGGGCAACAAAGGUUUGCUCAUGCUGUCACUGCGGUCCCGACAGAUGAAUCGGAUCGUCACGUAUGAUGUGGCGAAACGGGAGUGGUUGAAGGUACCUGGUUGCGUUCUUCCGCGUGGGAGGAAACGGCAAUGGAUUGCUUGUGGAACUGCAUUUUACCCUUGCCUUACUGCUGUUCCCUGAUUGAUUGAUUGUUCUAAUUCUUUUCAUGUUGUCAGCUGCUUCAACAUCCGUUUGCAGAAACGCGUUGCUGCAGUUUACCGUUCCGUUUCCCGGCAGUCUGAAUAUGUCUUAUAGAACGCGUUGCUGCAGUUUACCAUUGCGUUGCUGCACAAGGUGGUUGCUGUAGUUUACCAUUCCGUUUCCCUGUAGUCUGAAUAUGUAAAAGAUUGUUGUUUUAUUUUGAUCAUUACAAAACUGAGAACCUGCCAAGCAAGCAUGUAUUGUUGUAGAACUUGUUGUAUCUGGGCAGACCUUUUACUGCUUAUUUUUCCA